Messenger RNA from Culex quinquefasciatus (southern house mosquito), 1242 nucleotides. RefSeq names its product tigger transposable element-derived protein 4. The transcript is spliced from 4 exons. The record is from RefSeq and is a predicted model, not a curated record. Gene Ontology annotation, molecular function: DNA binding. Bases 1 to 1242 code for a protein of 413 amino acids. NCBI's taxonomy places the organism in Eukaryota, Metazoa, Arthropoda, Insecta, Diptera, Culicidae. Gene Ontology annotation, cellular component: nucleus.
AUGUCGCCCCGGCCAGAUACUCGGAGGAAACUAACGGUUUUGACCGUUCACGAGCGGAUGAAGAUUAUUGAAAAGCACGCAGCUGGCUGGAAGAUCGGUGCAAUCUCGGAAACUUACGGCGUCCCUCAAAGCACCGUGUCCACUGUCGUCAAAAACAAGGAGAAGUGGAUUGCGAUGCAAGACAAGGGCAAUCUUCGAAAGCCACGAGCCGUCUCGAACGAACGCCUUGAAAAGGCCAUGAAGCUGUUUGUCCAACAAGCGCGGGAAAACAAUCUGCCGCUUUCCGGGAUCAUGAUCCGUGAAAAAGCUAAGGAUUUCGCCUGUCAGCUCGGCUUUACUGAGUUCAAAGGAAGCGCCGGCUGGCUCUCAAAGUUCGCAAAACGGCAAAAUCUUGCGUUCAAGAAGCUCUGUGGCGAGAGUGCCAGCGUUGAUACGAACAUGUGCGACGACUUCAAGCAGAAAACGCUGCCGGAUCUGGUUCGCGGCUACGAUCCGAAGGACAUUUACAACAGUGAGGCGUGCCACGGCGGUAAAUACUCCAAGCAACGAAUCACCGUCCUGUGCGCCACCAACAUGGACGGCUCGGAUAAGUUACCGUUGUUGGUGAUCGACAAGCUGAUAAACAUCAACUUGCAGUUUUUCCCGCCCAACGCGACUUCAGUGCUGCAACCGUUGGACCUUGGAAUCAUAAAGAAUCUUAAGCAUUACUAUCGCUACUCUUUGGUUAAGCGCAGAUUGGAUGAAAUGGAGCAGAAAAAGGAUUUCUCCGACAUAACCGUUCUGGAUGCGAUAAAGUACAUGUCCAGGAAUUGGGCAGCGGACGUGAAACCGUCCACUAUCGCCAAUUGCUUCGCCAAAGCCGGAUUCGUCUGUCCGGAUGCUAAUCAACAAUGGAAUGAAGACAUCCAGGAAGAUCUUCCCACCAUUACAGAUGAUAUGAUGGCGCACUUGUCCGAAGGUGUCUCAUUUUCGGCGUAUUGCAAUGUUGAUGACGAUUUGACCACUGCUGAGCUGAUGUCGGACGACGACAUUCUCGAAUUCGUUACUGAGCCAAAAUCAGUAAACGGGGAAGACGUCGAAGAUACGGAAGACGACCCCCAACAGCCAUUGGAAGUGACCAGCAGCAUGGUUCGUAACACGCUGGGCGCUAUGAACAACAUUCUGGCGGCUACUGAAAAUGUUCCUGCUGAAAUGUUUGGAAUUUACUAUGCGCUUGAACAGUUUCUUCAGCAGAAGUACUGA